This is a messenger RNA of Triticum urartu, 2056 nucleotides long. NCBI's taxonomy places the organism in Eukaryota, Viridiplantae, Streptophyta, Magnoliopsida, Poales, Poaceae. The record is from RefSeq and is a predicted model, not a curated record.
CGGGGAAGAGCCAGUGUUGGGUGAACAGCCACGCGCUUCACGGCCUCUACACCCCUCUCGAGUUAUCUUUUUCAGCUUCCAAGUUGGGAAAUGCAGAUACUCCUUUUGAGACUAAUGCUAUUUUAGUGGUUUACACAAAAGUAAAUGAAGACCUUGAAGAGAUUGGCCGCACUGAAGUGAUAUUGAAUUCACUGGAACCAUUGUGGGUCACGAGAACCAUAAUAAAUUACAGAUUUGCGGUUGUGCAACCACUCACAUUCAGGAUAUAUGACAUUGCCAAAAAGCAUCUCAAUACACCAGUGAAGAUGUUGUGUUGGGGUGAUCAAUAUUUUCUAGGGGAAGCCAUCUGCAGUUUAUCCGAGGUACUGACAAGGCCAAAUCGGAGCCUAAAACUGAACCUCCGAAAUGAUUAUGGAGCUCCACUACAUAGCACAUUGACUGUUCAUGCUCAAGAAAAUGUUUCGUCAAGGAUGGCAGUUGAGAUGACAUUCCACUGCCUGAACCUGUAUAACAAGGGCACUGACUCAAAAAGUGAUCCCUUCCUGAGAAUCUCAAGGUUGUCAGAAAGUCCUACUGCAAUUCCUCUCUGUGAAACAGAAGUGGUCGAUAACAGUUUAAAACCUGUUUGGAGGCCUAUGGCACUGACAUCACAACAGUAUGGUAGCAAGGAUACCCCACUGCUAGUUGAGUGUUUAGAUUUUGAUGCCAAUGGAAAUCACAGAAUUAUUGGGACUCUCCAUACAACUGUCAGUGAGCUUGAAACACUGUAUAAGUCAAAAGCUGGAGCAGAUUUAUACAGCCAUAAGGGACAAAGGAAGCUCUUAAAAAGAAAGAAAGGAAAACUAUUCUUGGAUAAUUUCCAGGAAAAGGUAAAAUAUACUUUCUUGGACUAUAUAUCCUACGGUUUUGAGCUCAAGUUUAUGGUGGCUAUAGAUUUUACAGCAAAUAAUGGUAAUCCUGGUUCACAAUGGUCUUGGCACUACAUUGACCCCUCUGGCAGUCUAAACUUAUACCAGCAGGCAAUACAAGGGGUCGGCAAAGUUCUGCGGUCGUAUGGCAAUGGUAGCAAAAUUCAAGCAUUGGGUUUUGGUGCAUCUAUACAAGGCCAUCAUCUAUCACGCUGUUUCAACUUGGUCAGUGAGGAGGUAAGAUUCAUUAUGUACUUCGUUCAUUUACUUUAUAUCACUUUUGCAGAUGUGAUGCAUUUUUUGCAGCUGAUAGCACUUGUAUUUCUUAGACCGCCUUUUGAUGUUUACGGACUUGUAUUCCUAUCACAGCUCACAGGAGUUGCUGAGGCAUUUGCAGCUUAUGAAUCUACUCUAAAAUUGGUUUCCCUUGCGGGGCCAACCAUGUUUGGGCCCGUGAUCAACAAAGCUGCAGAAAUUGUCAGCCAUUCUGUGGAAAAUGGAAGUAAAACAUAUUCGGUCUUGCUCAUUAUUACGGCUGGAGAAUUUACUGACAAGCAAGAAACAGUAGAUUCUAUUGUGAGGGCAUCAGAGUUGCCCUUGUCUAUUAUCAUUGUGGGAAUAGGGGAUGCUGAUUUCACAGAAAUGAAGAUGCUAGAGGCGGGCUACGGUAAGCGGCUGGAAAGCUCAACAGGUCAUGUCGCGAGCCGGAACAUUGUACAGUUUGCUCGCAUGAAGAAAAAUAGGUCAGCAGCAAAGGUUCUCCAAGGUCUGCUGGAUAAGCUACCUGGGCAGCUCGUGGAGUACAUAUCCUGCCCCCGCCUGGUGGAUUGCCACACAUUAGACAAACUUGGGCUAGCAAUUGGAAAAACCGAGAGAUGUUUUGCCGCCAACCAUUUGGGUGUGUUUGGCAGCAAAUUAUUGUAAAAACCAAAGUAUUGAAAAAACAACAGUAUUUUAGCAUGAUUGUAUCCACUGUUAGCAGAUAUACCAUGGUUUACACACAUCAAAGUGUUUUGGAGACUCCUACUGCUUAGCAGCCUCCAAACUCCUGGAGUAACAAGGUUGGUAAGUACAAGUAGGGGGGUCACAAAUUCCUCUUUGAAUCAUCAAAGUUUGGGCGAGAUUUGUUGGAGGAAUCAAUGGGGUGU